AUGUCUUUAUUUGGAAUCAACAAUAUCACCAGAGGCAAUAACAAUCAAUCAUACAAAGACAAGCCGGUUUCGAAAUCACUCCCACUAUAUUACAAAGAUAAAUCACCAUUCCAUCCAAAACAGCCACACAAUAAAGGAAGAAGGAAAGUUAUCAUGCUAUUAAAAGGGUUCAUCUACUCACUUGGCUUGUACUUUGUCUACUAUCUAGCCAGAAAUUAUUUAUUUCAAUCAUCGGAUUCUCUGCUGUUGUUUCUGGCGCUCAAUUCUGGUACUCCAUCAUGGAAAACUGCACAGCAAGAAGUUCGGCAAACAAUGUUGGAUUCCUGGCACUCAUAUGAAAAGUAUGCUUGGGGGUACGAUGUCUACCACCCAAUUAGGCAGCAAGGAGAGAAUAUGGGCCAGCAACCAUUAGGCUGGAUGAUUGUUGAUUCGAUAGAUACUUUGAUGAUUAUGGAUUGUAAAGAUGAGGUUGAUCGAGCUAGGAAAUGGAUUAAAGAUGACUUGGACUACAAAUUUGAUUACGAGGUGAACAAUUUUGAAACUACCAUAAGGAUGUUGGGAGGGUUGUUAUCAGCAUUCCAUUUGAGUGGCAAUGAUGAUGUUUACCUUGAUAAAGCAGUUGGUUUGGCUAAUUCCUUGCACGGUGCGUAUGAUAGUCCCUCUGGAAUCCCGUAUUCGUCGGUGAACUUGAAAUCAGGUGCUGGUAUCAAAAACCAUAUGGAUUCGGGUGCUUCUUCGACUGCUGAGGCUGCUACAGUGCAGUUGGAAUUGAAGUACUUGGCAAAAUUAACCGGUGAAGUAGACUGGUGGGAAAAGGCAGAAAAAGUCAUGCAAGCUCUUGAAGCGAACAAACCCCAAGAUGGGUUAGUUCCUAUUUAUGUUAAUCCAGAUACCGGAAAGUACCAAGGCAAUUUGAUAAGAUUAGGUAGUAGGGGAGAUUCAUACUAUGAGUAUCUUUUGAAACAAUAUCUACAAACUAGUGAGGAAGAACCGAUAUAUUACGAGAUGUAUCGUGAAUCAGUCGAAGGGGUAAAGAAAAACCUCGUUAGAAAGUCUUUUCCAAAUGAAUUGACUUUUAUCGGUGAAUUAGAGAGGGGAAUUGGUGGUCCAUUUUCACCCAAAAUGGAUCAUUUGGUAUGCUUUUAUGGUGGGUUAUUAGCAGUGGGUUCAACGAAUGGUUUGUCAUUGGAUGAAGCUAAGCAGCAAAAAUGGUGGAAUGAAGAAAGGGCCCUGGAUUUCAGAUUUGGAGAAGAAUUGACCUAUACUUGUUACAAGAUGUAUCAUGAUGUUAUGCCCACAGGAUUAUCGCCUGAAAUUGUUGUUUUCAAUGAAGAUACUACAAAAGAGCACGAUUUCAGAAUAAAACCAAUGGAUAGACAUAAUUUGCAAAGACCGGAAACUGUUGAAUCGCUAUUUUACCUUUAUAGAUUAACUGGUGAUGUAAAGUAUCGUCAAUGGGGUUAUGAGAUUUUCCAAAAUUUUAUCAAGUACACUAAAGUCGUGAAUGAGCAUGGUGAGAUUAGUUUCAGCUCAUUAAGUGAUGUCACUAGCUUAAAACAAGAUGGCUCACCAAAGUUCAAGGACAACACUGAAAGUUUUUGGUUUGCAGAAACCUUGAAAUAUUUGUACUUGCUUUUUGAUGAUGAGAAUAAAAUCCCCUUGACGGAGUACGUUUUCAACACCGAAGCCCACCCUUUCCCCAAAUUCAACACCAAUGAGCAUUUGAAAACUGGUUGGAGAAGACAAGUUGAUGAAUCGGUGAAACCACAAAUGAGAGAGAAUCAAGUUAAUGGUAAACCUAAAAUACCACAAGCACAACCAGUUGAUGACUCUAUUGAAAAGGAAGUUGAAAGUGCAUUAAAGGAGAAUCCAGAUUUAGCUAAAGAAGGGAAAGAUGAAAAUAAGAAGAAGUUGAAUAAGUUUGUUAAAGAAAUGCAUUAA
Messenger RNA from Lodderomyces parapsilosis, 1941 nucleotides. It is a transcript of the gene MNS1, whose product is annotated as mannosyl-oligosaccharide 1,2-alpha-mannosidase. NCBI's taxonomy places the organism in Eukaryota, Fungi, Ascomycota, Pichiomycetes, Serinales, Debaryomycetaceae. Gene Ontology annotation, molecular function: mannosyl-oligosaccharide 1,2-alpha-mannosidase activity; calcium ion binding. The transcript has a single exon. The record is from RefSeq and is a predicted model, not a curated record. The coding region runs from base 1 to 1941 and encodes 646 amino acids. Gene Ontology annotation, biological process: N-glycan processing; carbohydrate metabolic process. Gene Ontology annotation, cellular component: membrane; endoplasmic reticulum.